AUGCCGCAACCAGACUUCAGCUGUAUCAUUUUCGCAGAAACCUCCAGACUCUCCUGCAGACGUCCAAGGAUCCCUUUGAAGCAGCACUUCGAGUACCGCUAUGCCAUCUUCCAUUCCGAAACCGAUGACUUCAUCCGGUGGACGAAGGAGGGAGAGGAGCCGCUCUUCGCGGUGGCGACAGGUCGCACGCUGUGUCUGGAAGACGACAACGGCCGCUGCCGUGCCACAGGCGACGACGAAGCAGGGCAGAUGUCGACGGUCGCCUCUCGGGGAGCAUCCCUGGCCGCAGAAGCGAACUCGGGCAGCCGACCUCCCAGUCCCUCGGGCUACCAUGGGAGCCAGCCAACAAGCCCGAGAAGCCCAGCAUCCCCGCGAUCUGGAAGCUGCUGGAACGUGCGUUCAAAGUCCAUGGACCUGACGCAGCUGUGUGACGUCACAAGCGAGGACAGCGCCUUCUUGGUGUUCCGAAGCCUGCCAGUAGUGGUCAAGCGAGCCGAGAAUGGGGACUGGCAAGUUGAAAAGAUUAGCCAUGGAGCCGGAACUGCUUUGCCCCUGCUGAAGCACUUCACGCAGACUGGGGUCAACAAGCCUCCGACGGGUGAAGCCAUUGAUGUGUCUGUGAAGUUCAUCGGGCACCCAGGUGUAUGUGUCAGAGAUGAUGCGGACAGGAAACAGCUCACAGACCUCCUGGCAAAGCAUUCCUGCAUCCCGGUUUUUCUCGACGAGGAUGUCGUGCAAAAGCACAACUUCUUCGCAGAAGACUAUUUGUGGCCCGUUUUUCACAACAUGAAGAUUUUCGAUGCGACCAUCACCGGUGACCAUGAGUACGAGUCCUUCGACAAGGCACUUUGGAAGAGUUUCCUAAACCUGAACAACGCGUACGCGGAGGUGAUUACCACGCACGGACUCUUGGCCACAGCCAUGCAGAUUUGGGCAAGACAAAUCAGAGCUUCAGAGGUCUGCUAUAGUACCACGAACUGUUUUGCUGGCAAGCACUUCCACAUUCUGGCAGAGAGGCAAGAGACAACCCUUGACCUGAGUGCUUCGAAGGCAUGCCUCUGGCUGCUGACAUCGAUGCACAGCCUGCCCUCUCGAGCAAACCAACGAGCCGUUAGCUGCUCUUCUGAGGUGAUGAGAACACGCUUGUUUGGAUCCACGACUACGAGCUCGAGCCUUCGCCUGCACACCAGGCUUCAAGACUGA
Symbiodinium sp. CCMP2592 is the source of this 1203-nucleotide messenger RNA. The record is from the annotation of a GenBank genome assembly. NCBI's taxonomy places the organism in Eukaryota, Dinophyceae, Suessiales, Symbiodiniaceae.